AUGGCAGUCGACAGGUUAAUAUGGAAGAUUAUACUGGAUUUCCUUGUCCUGGCGUGCGUCGCCUUCCCGAUCCUGGGACUGGCACUAUGGGCGACGCCAUACCAUCGAGGGUACGACGUGAAUGACAUGUCGAUACGACUGCCUUACAAGGACCAGCUUGUAUCCGUCAGCGCUCUAGCGGGGCAGGAUUCGCUUUCAUGGUUUGUACGAUACUCCUAGUGGAAAUAAUUCGAGACAAAAAAGGGAAGGGUGCUGGUGAGAGGUUCCUAUCAGGGUCUGUGAUGCCCGGCUGGGUCUGGGAGAGCUACCGAAGUAUUGGUGUCUUCGCCUUUGGAGCAUCCUGUCAGCAACUUACGUCAGACUUCGCCAAAUACGUUAUUGGUAGACUAAGGCCACAUUUCUAUGAAGUUUGCAUGCCGUUCCCUGUAGCAAACUCCUCAGCGAACAUUCUGGGGUACAUCAAUGACUAUAAAUGUGGAGGUAACGACGCAGCCAAGAUUCAAGAAGCCAGACUAUCCUUUCCCAGCUCACACGCUAGUUUCUCCAUGUAUUGCGCUGUGUUCUUUAUUUUCUACAUCCAAGAAAAGGGCAAGUGGCGUGGGUCGAAGCUGUUACGUCACGCUAUACAGUAUGCCGUGCUGAUUGGUGCUUGGUUUGUGGGCUUGUCUCGAGUCCAGGACAACAUGCACCACUGGAGCGAUGUCGCUGCCGGGUUCCUUAUUGGAGCUACGUUUGCUUCUCUUGUGUUUAUCUACGUACUAAAACCGAAGAAGUACGGUCUCCCAGUAGCUUGGGAGGAGCCACCGCUACCAACGAGUACGUUGACAGUACCAAGAGCCGUCCUGUCUUCAAUGGGAUCAACACGAUGA
Molecule: messenger RNA, 869 nt
Organism: Spodoptera littoralis (African cotton leafworm)
Lineage: Eukaryota; Metazoa; Arthropoda; Insecta; Lepidoptera; Noctuidae
Source: the annotation of a GenBank genome assembly